AUUUUUGUGUGUAUUGUAUCAACAAAAAAAACCAAAAAGAUUCGCCAGCGGAUUUUUCCAGAUGGAGUGGCGAGAGCAGUCUUAUGUCACUUGCGACGCAGCCUUCUUGGAGGCACAGAGAUGGAUGGAGGCAGUAACCACGAAAGCAUUUGGGAGCAAAAAUUUUCGAUCUGCACUGGAGAAUGGAGUUCUGUUGUUCUGAUCAACAGCAUAAAACCAGGCAUCAUAAAGAGGGUGAACAGACUCUCCACGCCGAUUGCUGGACUGGACAACGUCAACGUCUUCCUCAAGGCCUGCAGGAAGAUUGGACUAAAGGAAGCACAGCUAUUUCACCCAGGGGACCUCCAAGACACUUCUACUAGAGUCAGUGUCAAGCAUCAAGAGACCAGCAGGAGACUUAAAAAUGUGCUGAUCACCUUGUACUGGCUUGGUAGGAAGGCACAAAGUGAUCCCUUCUAUGAUGGGCCUAACCUAAACCUCAACACUUUCGAAGGACUACUGGGCAUAGCAGCGCUAGCCAAGGCACUUGAAUCGCCCAGCCAAAGAGCGAGCAGCAGCAGCUUGAGAGAAAGAGACAGUGGUUUCAGAGAAAGCUGGUGCUGUGACAGAGAGGAGAAGGAGGAUAUAUUUCCUGUACUGAGAGAAGGAGGAGGAGUUCACAGGAUAGAGGACUCCUUGGAUAGCUUGGACUCCCUGGGUUCAAGACCACAAAGCAGAUCCUCUGACAACAUACUCAAAGGCAGCAGCGAAGGUUGUGGGAGUGACGCGGAGGCAGAUUCAGACUUCAGGAUGGCCGGGGACAGUAACAAGGAUUUGCUGCACUACCGUCGGUCAUUGGUCAUCACACCGAAAACAACUACCCAGUUUAACCAGUUCCUGCCCACCAAGGACAAGCCAGCAGCCUACAUGCCAGCGCCGCUCCGCAAGAAACGGGCAGAGCACCAUGAGGACAAUCGCCGGAGCUGGGCCAGUCCUAUGUUCACAGAGGAGGAUGGUACCUUUACAAGUGAGACCAGGCCGGAAUCCUCCAACGGAAGCGCAUCCCGGAAUUCAAUGCCACCAGCUGGAAUGCUGUGGGUUUAUGAGUACGAGAGUGGCAGUGACGAUGAGUCAGAUGCUGAGAGGCCAGAUCCUGAUCUUGUUCUGGACGACCUGGCUAGCCGACGCUUCCAUAGCCCCUCUCAAGCACUGCCUACCAACUUCGCAGUACCCAUUAACCCUUUGGAUGCUGGGAAUGCUACUAGGUUAAAAGGAAAGGGAGGAGGGGUUUCAAUGGAGAGAGGAGGGACCUGGCCAAUGGUCACAGUGACCACAAACACAAAUGUACCACCGCAGCAGACUGUGACCUGCCUCAGCAGUGGGCCAAAAACGCAGAUGUGCUCCCCCAAGCAUCAGAUGAGCUCAGUGAGGGCAGACCACCACCGCCCUCUCUCCGCCGACAGCCUCCUCCAACAGAUGUAUGAUGAUUCUGAGGACGAGGAAGAUGAAGUUGGGUACGCAGACCCUGUCGAGGAUGACUUGUACGCUCGCAAAGUGGGCCCGUUGCCCAAGGUACCCGCCGACGUGUCAUAUGACAGGUUCCUGCCCAAGUUCUGGUCACCUGAGGAGGAUGCCCACGUGCAGAAGAUCAAACUAGGAUCUCAGAGUAGACCCUGGUACAAAAAGAUCCAGGGUUUCAGCCGGAAGAAGUCUAGUGGCUCAUCCUCAGAGGAAUCGGACUGUGACAUCAGUCCCUGGCUCUCCUCAGCUUCUCCCCCGUCUGACCCCUCCCCUUACUCCCACCCCCAUGCACCGGAAGGCCCCACCUACACCAGCCACCUGGCUGCAAGUCAAAGUUCACACAGCACUCAGCCACUGCACACUGCCCCCUACAAUCUCCUCAAAAAACAAAUUACCAACAUUCCAUACUUUGAGCUCCCCCCGGUGGUAUUCCCCCCAGUUGACCCCACCUCAGGCCCCCGGCUGUUGAGAUGCGAGAAGCAUCACCUCCUGGGGCGUGAAAACCCCUUGGAGCACCCCGACCCAUUGGACAAGUCCCUGGCGAGUAUCUUCCCUGACCUGGAAAACGAUGACAUGUUUGCACGGCGAACUCACGCCAUCCACUCCAACACGGAUCUGGUCAUGCUGAAGACCCGGGUAUGCAACGCAAACUCCUGGUCCGGGCAGCUCAGCACGUCAGACCCCCAGCUCAACAUCAUUACCCAACUGCAAAGGCCGGGCAAGGGUGGGAAGACCGUUGUCACGGACAAUGAGCAGGAUGACAACGUCCUUCGAAAAGUCAAACCACCCCAAGGUAGUCAGCGGCUGAACCCGCGUUUGGGUGCAGCCGACAGCUACAGCCCAAUGCUAAUCCCUGAGCCAUGGGAACUGCCCUCUAUGCUCCAGGCUCGGCUCCUCUGCCCCCCCUCACCUUUGACCAGGGAAGAGAAAACAGAGGACAGGGAUAGCCGGGGGAAAAGAGGGGAUGGUGACGAACACCCCAAAACGGAUGACAUGCUGUUGAGGAAGUUUGGUGUAAUGCUCACUGUGGGGGUGGGGACAGUGCAUAUCCAAGGGCAGGGGUCAUGCCCAGGUAAAUUGGCUAGUCAGAAGGGCCCGUCAGUGCCAAUUUCCUGUAGGGAGAGUGAUCUGAAGAAGAUGGUGGCAAUUAGGGAAGCAAGUAGGCUGAGACACAAAAAAAGGAUGAUGAUCGAGAGAUUAAUAAAACAGAUUUAUGGGGAAAACAAGAGCAAAUCAAUGACAGAUCUUGGAGUGGAUCCAGCCGCCCUGAGGCAGGUGCGAUACGAGGAGCUACAGAAGAUCAGGGAUAUGGUCAAGAAGACUGAGGAUCAAUGGCAGGAUGACCUCACCAAGUGGAAGAACCGUCGCAAGAGUGUCAACUCUGAUAUUGUGAAGAAGAAAGAGGAGAGGGAGCAGAUUGAGCAGACCACUGCAAGCAGUGGUAUUCAGAGAUCUAGUCGGAGCUCCAUCGGCAGCCGCCUCAACUCCCUUGCUUCCCUGGACCAGGACGUGUUUGAAGAUUCUGCUCCGGUCAUCCGCCCCCGUACCCUCCCUGCCAGGAGCUACACCAUUGACAGCUCCUACACCUCUGCUAGACAAACCAGCCCUACACCCUCCACCUUUUCACCCACAAAGGAGGAGGACCCUGUCCCCGCUGAUAUCACAAUGACCAAUAGGGACAUCUCAACAUCCAGGGAUGACAUGAGUGACAGUGCCACCGAUUCUGAUAGCGACACCACCAGCGACACACCCAGCGCCGGUAAAAUGUCCAGUUUCAACCCCCACAUUCCCGUCUCAUCCCCCUCAGUAAAAGCCCCAAGCCUUGAUCCACAGUACAAGUUGGAGGACAACUCUAGCGCAACCCCAGGAAUCAAUCGAACCUCUAACUAUAACCCACAAGUUCCAAUCCUGAGCCCCUAUGAGAAAGCUCCAACCCCACUCCCAUGGUGCACCAGCGCAGCCAGGACAGAGGAGACCUCCAACGUCACUCCUGCCAUUGGCCAAACCUCCAACUACACACCUCAAGUUCCUUCUCUGACCCCAUCAGAGAAAGCCCCAACCCCUACAGCUAAAGCGGAAGAGAUGUCCAGCACUAGCACCACCACCACCCAGAGAUUUCUUCCCAAAGUGAACAAGGCCAGGCGUCUGUGGGAGGGCAAGGUGGCUGAAGAAGUGACACCCUCCAUCAGUGCUGGUUCAUUGUACAAACAACCACCUGAACACAAUUAUGUGGCAAUGGAGACAAAAAACAUACCUCCCGUUGUGUCUCAGGUUUCCAGCUCCCUCCCAAGGGGCUACGUGAGAUCAGAUAGCGCUCGGCUCACCUCCGUUGUAACGCCAAGGCCCUUUGGGAGCCAGUCCAGUCGCAUAGCAUCGCUGCCACGUGCCUACACUAUGGAUGACUCUUACAAACGUGUGAAUGGAGAGACAGAGGUUACCAUAAAGCCUUUGGCUCCUAGUCGCUAUAGCCAAAUCAUGACCUCUGAAGAUGAGGCCCCCUCCAGCUCUCCCCACAGCAGUGGAGGGGAGGAAGAGGAGGUGGAGGAGGAGGCAGAAAAGGAGAGGGGAAGGGAUGUGACCCCUACACUGGCCCCCUCUCCUGUGCCAUCUACAGCCAGGAGUCCGUCCCCGGUCCCCCAGGCCCCAAAAGUAGCCUUCCCAGUCAGUCCUGUACCUGCAAAAGACACAAACCAGGAGAGCUACGCUGACAUGCGUAUCAGUCUGAACCAGAAGCCCAACAGCAGCCAAGACUUUGGCUUCCAGACGGAAUGGAACUCCACCGGAGUUCGUGUAACAACAAUCCAACCAGGUAGCUCAGCAGAGAUGUGCCAGCUACAGGUGGGCGACGAGGUGCUAUCAGUGAGCGGGCGGAGGGUGGAUGAGAUGAGCUUCAGUGAGUGGAAGAGCAGUCAAGAGCUGGCCCUGAAGAAGGGCACCCUUACCAUGGAUAUACGCCGCCGCGGCAGGAAGAACUGGGACAUAGACCUACCUUCCCUGCCGUUUAAAAGCCGUAAGACCAUCAAUCUCACCAGUAUGGACCAUCAUCCAACACUUAUAGGUUCACCUGACAUAACCACUGUAAAUGCCACAAACACCAGCUUGGAUUUCACCUCACAUGGAUCCAUGGAACCUACCAAGGAGGUAGCCAGCCAACCAAUCAUUGAUGUGGCAUCAAAUGGAUUGAAUGGAGGUAUCCGUGAGGAGACAGUGACCUUAAGUAACAAAGAGUCUGUAGAACCCAUAUCUUUGAAAAACUUAAAACGGAGGUCAGAGUUUUUUGAACAAGGAGGAUCUGAGUCUACAAUAUCAGAUAUGCCUGUACCGCCUAUUACUCCUACUUCUAACCGCUGGUCUUGGGAUGCAGAGGCAGAGCGUCGCAGGCAGGAGAAAUGGCAGAUAGAACAGGAGAGGGUCUUACAGGAAAAAUACCGUCGUGACCAGGAGAAGCUGGAGGAGGAGUGGCGUCGGGCCCAGCGGGAGGCUGUGACAGAUGAGGAUAGUGCAAACCAUGCGGAGCCGAGAGAUUUGCAGGUGGACAACAGGAAAAACCAGUUCUCUCCUGUCUCCCAUUUUUUUCAAACCUCCCCAACCAGGGAGGACCAUGAGGAGGAAAGAAGGAAGAGGGAAGAGGAGGCACAAAGAAGAAAAGAGGAGGAGAAGAGGAUGCAAGUGGAGGAGGAGCAUCGAAGGAGGAAGGAGGAGGAACAAGAGCAGCUGCGUCUUCAGGAGGAGAAGAGGCAAAAACUGGAGGAAGAGGCGAGGAGGAGGCAGAGGGAAGAGGAGCUGAAAUGGCAGAGGAGAAAGGAAGCAGAGAGGGAGGAGAGGAAGCAUCAAGAGGCUGAACAAAAGCGUAGGGAGCAAGAGAAAAAACAGGAGAAAAAGCAAUGGAUGGGAGACUCCUAUGGCUAUGCAAGGGUCAAGCCUGUAUUAUCCAUGGCAGACAGGGAAAAGUCCAAAUCUACUCCAGACCUUGAUGACAUGGAGAAACCAGAGAUGACAGGCUGGCACAAAGGCUCAGGCGGAAUGGCCCAGAGGCUACUAGAGGAGGAGUUGAGACGAAAAGCAGACAAAAGGGCCCAGAGUCUUCAGGCCGCAUCAGAGCUGGAGUUGGAAAGGAGAAACAUCUUAAACGCCAUGAAAUACAGGGAGCCAGAAAGAGUGGGUAGCAGUGGUGGGCUGGGUGAGGCUUCAUGGAGGAAAGGCCAGCAGACACUGUCCGAGGCAGAGCUGGAGCGGCAGCAGAUCCUGCAGGAAAUGAAGAAGAAGACCCAAUUAUCCACAGACAACAGCUGGAUACGCCAGCGUUCCACCAGCACUGCCACCAGAAAGGAUCCCACCUCCAGCCCCAUCAGGAGAGGUGAGUCUCUGGACAACCUGGACACCGUGCCCUGCUCUUCCUGGCACUCGUCAUGGACACCAGGAAGCACCUCAUCCAUCCCCAACUACAGUAGGCCUCAUUCCACCGUUUCCGGCCUCAACCCCACAUCCUUCGAUGGUGGCUACAGUGACAAUGGGGUUAGAAGUCGUCCUGGCUCAGCUACCCUGCCCUCCUUUCUCUCCAUGAGUUUCCUCAAAGGAGCCGGAGGGAGCAACCAAUCUGCCUGGUCCCAGCACUCACCCUCUUCUCUCUGCCCAAUCCCUUCUCCUGGCCCCGAAUCGGAGUCACAUCUAUCCUCAGAGCAACGCAACAGGUCAGUGAGUGGCAAGAAAAUCUGUACGUUCUGUGACACAGCGCUGGGCAAAGGAGCCGCCAUGAUCAUCGAGUCCCUGGGACUUUGCUAUCAUCUGACCUGUUUUAAGUGCAUCGACUGUAAGUCUGACCUGGGAGGAUCAGAGGCUGGAGCUGAGGUCAGAAUACGAAACAGACAGCUCUACUGUAACUCUUGCUACAUGCGAUUCAAAACUGGCCAGCCAAUCUCUAUGUGACAUCACUGUACUACAGCAGAUAGAGGAAGAGACUACACUUGAGAACAAACCAUGAACACUGCAAACAUGGCAACAAGUUGUAACAUUUUGGUAGAUGACAACUUCACAUGCAUUAAUAUGUUUUAUGAUUCUGCAACAGCCCUGAUUCUUGAAUGAAGUACUAUAUUAUUCUUUAUUUUGAAAGGGUGAAAUUGAAAUAAGUUAACUUAAUAUCAAAGUAUUAUUUGCCAAUUGCAUGCACAAAGUAUGAGGGACAUGCUUGCACCUGCCAGUUUAAGACUUUGAAAAUUCUGUUUUUUUUCCACAUUUUCUGGCUUAGGGUGAUCAGAUAUCCCAGAUGGAGGGUUUUGGGAAUUUUGCAAACCUAGCAGGAAGCAAUACUGGAAAUUGAUGUCAGUCUUGUCCAUAAUAUUAUUGAUCCCGAUUACGCUAUACUUCAGAGGUGUUGUCUACGGCAAACCUGUGGUUUCUUCUCCUUUAGGGUUCCUUUAUGUCUGCAAAUCUUAUAACAUGUAUGUUGUUGUUAUUCUCUUUUUAUUUUUAUCUAUGUGCUUUUUUUGUGAUGGAGGGGAGAUCAUUUGGAUAAGAAUUAUUGAAAAUAAAAAAUAUUUUAAAACUCA
This is a messenger RNA of Esox lucius (northern pike), 7046 nucleotides long. RefSeq names its product LIM domain 7a (gene lmo7a). The transcript is spliced from 35 exons. The record is from RefSeq and is a predicted model, not a curated record. Bases 121 to 6426 code for a protein of 2101 amino acids. Gene Ontology annotation, biological process: regulation of signaling; regulation of cell adhesion. NCBI's taxonomy places the organism in Eukaryota, Metazoa, Chordata, Actinopteri, Esociformes, Esocidae. Gene Ontology annotation, molecular function: protein binding.